AUGAGUUUAGUGUAUGUAAAUAGUGAAAAAAAUAAAAAAAUGUUACAGUAUAAAGGAUUUUUACAUACACAAGAAAAAAUUUAUAAUGAAAAAGUGUAUUGGAAAUGCUCCGAAAGUAAAAAAAUAAAAUGCAAAGGUCGAGUUCAUGUUGUGAACGAAAAUAUCGUGAAGUUCAUCGAACAUAAUAAUCAUGUACCAAAUGCAGCAAAAAUUGAAGUUAAGAAGGCUGUAUCACAUUUAAAGGAGAUUUCUUCCCAAACUACGCUUAGUACUCAUGCUGUUAUUGGAGAAAUUUCAUCUCAGUUACCAAGUGCUCUUGCUGCAGAUAUGCCAAGUGUUCAAACGUUAAAAAGAACAAUUCAACGUCUUCGGCAAAGAGAAGAAGCUUCUCCUCCUAACCAAAUAAUUUUGAUUUUAUUAUUCCUGAGGAGUAUCGAAAUACAAGUGACGAAUGUGGUUGCAUGUCUAUUAAAUCAGCUUGCCAGAGAUCAUCUUUAA
Aphis gossypii (cotton aphid) is the source of this 498-nucleotide messenger RNA. RefSeq lists its product as uncharacterized. The record is from RefSeq and is a predicted model, not a curated record. Bases 1 to 498 code for a protein of 165 amino acids. NCBI's taxonomy places the organism in Eukaryota, Metazoa, Arthropoda, Insecta, Hemiptera, Aphididae. The transcript is spliced from 3 exons.